Cervus elaphus (red deer) is the source of this 1198-nucleotide messenger RNA. RefSeq names its product centrosomal AT-AC splicing factor (gene CENATAC). The coding region runs from base 53 to 1066 and encodes 337 amino acids. The transcript has 11 exons. NCBI's taxonomy places the organism in Eukaryota, Metazoa, Chordata, Mammalia, Artiodactyla, Cervidae. The record is from RefSeq and is a predicted model, not a curated record.
CACGGGGCCGCGUAGGAGAAGCUUUGCGUCGCGGCUUCCCAGUCCUGGCCAGAUGGCGCCGGCGCAGCGUUGUCCUCUUUGCCGCCAGACUUUCUUCUGCGGUCGCGGGCACGUCUACAGUCGCAAGCACCAGCGGCAGCUAAAGGUGGCUUUGGAGCGGCUCCUGCCGCAGGUGGAGGCCGCCCGCAAGGCCGUCCGCGCCGCCCAGGUGGAGCGUUACGUGCCCGAGCACGAGCGAUGUUGCUGGUGCCUGUGCUGCGGCUGUGAGGUGCGGAAACACCUGAGCCACGGAAACCUGACCGUGCUGCACGGGGGGCUGCUGGAGCAUCUGGCCAGUCCAGAGCACAAGAAAGCAACCAACAAAUUCUGGUGGGAAAACAAGGCUGAGUUCCAGAUGAAAGAGAAGUUUUUGAUCUCCCCCCAGGACUUCGCUCGAUUCAAGAAAUCCAUGGUGAAAAGUCUGGAUUCCUAUGAGGAAAAAGAGGAUGAAGUGAUUAAAGAGAUGGCAGCUCAGAUCCGAGAGGUGGAGCAAAGCCGGCAGGAGAUGGUUCGGUCUGUCUUAGAGCCUCAGACAGUGCCAGACCCAGAAGAGGGCUCUUCAGCACCUGGAAGCUGGAAAGGGACAAACAGCCAAGUAGCCUCCACCUCACAGCAGCCCUCAUACUUGGACCUGCCACCAGCCCCAGAGCUUGACUGGAUGGAGACAGGACAACCUCUGACAUUCAUUGGUCAUCAGGAUACACCAGGAAUUGGUAAUAUACACUCAGGUGCCACACCUCCCUGGAUGGUCCAAGAUGAGGACUAUAGCUCUGGGAACCAACAAAUAGGACCCUCCUAUGAAGAGUUUCUUAAAGAAAAGGAAAAACAGAAACUGAAGAAGCUCCCACCAGACAGAGUUGGGGCCAACUUUGACCACAGCUCCAGCACCAGUGCUGGCUGGCUGCCCUCUUUUGGCCGGGUCUGGAAUAAUGGACGCCGCUGGCAAUCCAGGCAUCAAUUCAAAAGUGAAGCUGCAGCAAGAAACAAACAGCAGUCACAUAAAGGAAAAAAGCUAAUGGCUUCCUGAUGUAUUUCCAACCACUAUAAGGCUCAAAGCCAAGACAACAAAUCUGUUACAUGCUAUUAUCCUGUAACUGCCUUUCUUAGGAAACAGACAAACCCACUUAUUUGAUUUAAUAAAGUUUUAUUUUUUAAAAUA